Molecule: messenger RNA, 3589 nt
Organism: Pimephales promelas (fathead minnow)
Lineage: Eukaryota; Metazoa; Chordata; Actinopteri; Cypriniformes; Leuciscidae
Source: RefSeq, a predicted model, not a curated record
UUUUUUUUGUUGUUUAAAUAAUUUGUUGGUUAGUUAGUAAAGUGAGUAAGGGAUGUAGGCUACAUCCAGCCGUCUAUUAUCGCAAAAUAAACACUGAGAAGGGUGAAUGACCCAGAUGUGAAGUAGCCAUAUAGUAGCAGCUAUUCACUAGUGUGAAUUGAGUUGUUUUAGUUACAAAAAACAGCAAUAUCCUUUCAUUGACAUAGUGCUUAAAACUAUUCUUUUGGAAUGUGUGGUUAACGAUUUACAUUCAAGCUAGGUAAAUUUGCCUUUACAUAUGAUAAUCACAGGUGAUUGCAGUUUAGUAACUUCCUGCAUGUUUUUAUCUCGCUAGACCAGGUGUUAAUAGACUACAUUAAAUGCUUCAAUUCACUAGCAGAUAUACUAGCAGUGAAACAAUCAGAGGCAGAAUUAAGACAGAAAAUCAUAUUGUUGUUGUAAAUAAGCUAUUCAUCUAAGCGGAUUCAUUCAUCAACUAUUUGUAAAUAACCUGUUCAGUUGUAACAAGUGUAUCGACUGUUUUUGCUUCGGCACUUAUUAUAUUGUCUGCUCUACUCUUCGCAAAAGCUGGAAAAACAUUUUGGCCACAACUUAGGGACGUGAAAAGGGCUGUCACUCAUUUACUUCACCUUACUUUAUAGUUAAUUCAACGUUUACAUACUGGUGGUUGAUGUAAAACGUUAAAAAAGUUAAAGUAAAUAGGAUUUUUAAAAGUAAAAUACUUUUGUUUAGGUUCAUUAUGUAAAAAACAGGAAUUUUACUUUUUAAAUGGUUAGUUCUGUGGAUAUCUUAAUAAUAUGGUAUCUGUUUCUCUAUGGCAUUUUAUUUAAAAAUCUUUAAUCCCAAUCAGAGCAUUUGAGCAAAGAUUGCAUUGCGCUCGACCCAAUCCAAGCAAACGUUCCACUUGUGUGCCGCUCACACUCACAUCUGAUCAAAUCCCGCUCCUACAGGUUGUUUCUCUGUGCUAGAUAUAUCGUUCUCUUUGUCAUAAACUUCUUGAUCAAAUGUCUUAAUUGCAGUUGGCUUAUGGAUAACAGUUAAGAUAUUUGUGGAUUUAACAUCCUUAGCUCUUUAACCUAAAAAAUGUAUUAAUCUUUGUGAGGAGCGCAUGUAAGCAACCGGUAAUUAUGAAUAUUUUUUAACUGGAAGUUAUUACAAGCACUCACUUACGGUUUCUUAUUUUGGGACAAAAAAACAACAACACAAAAAUAACAUAAACAUGCACUUCCAUUCAUCAUCUGAGCCACACCAAAUAAAAACAAACAUACAUUAAAAAAUACACUGUGGAUAUUUUGAAAACAUCUUAAAAAAUUGAAUUAGGGACUGACUGGACAUGUAAGGGGUGCAAUUGUUAGAAAUUAUUUUUGACAGAAUCAAAAUGGUUUCAGUAAUGGUUUUAGCUUUGUUGUGUUCCUAGAUCCAUUUACCACAUCCAUGUUUUAGACAUUCCAAAUAUGUAUUAUCAAGUAUUAUCAAUUGUAUAAGUUUUUGUAUUUGAGCUAACAUAUCUGUUUAAUACUAACAGUCUGAGUAAGUAACAUUAAGCUCUCAAGUGUCUGCUUACUAAAGCAAGAUUUAUGACAUACUCAUCAUAUUUCAUUUAUUCCCCACCUGCUAAAACAAGGGCUGUCUUAGAAAAUGUUAAUGUGUUUAAGUAUAAACAUUGAUAUAUAAACGUGUAAAAAUACAUGUGGUGUGAUUUGACUGUAUUGUAAACAGCUCUGCUAAAUUACAGAGCUGAUUGAAACAUAUCCCAAUGGCUGUGAUCGGACGCUUUCUCACUGUGUUUUCAGUCCCUGAGUGGACUGAGCUGCAACCCCCACUACCUGCAGGACAUUAGCAUCUCUAUGGAGAACGGCUUCAAAGGCCAGGCUGUGAAAGUUUACCUUAGACCUAAAAAUACACAUGCUUAAACAAGUCAUCCUAUACUUAAAACACUCUGAGGACUCUGCAUGUAUUUUUUGAGAGAUUCAACAAGAGGAACUAUUAAUAUGAGCUUUCGUUUCAGAUGUGGUAUAAAGGUUUAGUUAAACCAACAAAAAUAUGAAUGCCCAUGGUAAUCUGCUACAUCCCUAUAACAUCAUUUGAUUUAUAAAUGAGCAGAUUUUUUAUUUAUUUAUUUUUUUACAUUGUGGUAAAUUACUUUUUUCUGUCUUUUAAAAUAUUUUAAAUAGUAAAUUAAUUGUAUAUCGCCUACUUUCUUUAAAUGCUGCACCAUCCCAUAGUUUGAUAUUAUUUUUGAACUUUUCCUUUAUUAACUUUAUCAUGUUUUAUCUGCCAUUGAUAUAGGUUUGUGUUCUGUGCUCUAUUUAAAAUGCAUGCAAAAUAAUACUAAUUAUGAAAAGUACUUUUUCCUGAUCCAGUUGAUGUUUACAACUGGAUUUAAAACUAAUUUACCAACAGAUUCUACCCUUAUGUUAAUCUAGCUAUUUGAUUUCAAUCACAAAACAUUUGCAUAACAGAACCAAUAGUAAUGUUGGCUAACUGUGGUUUAUCCGAUGGCCCAAUCACUGCUCCGAUAGCAGAACGUAUAUCUCUCUAUUCCAGGUUCCUAAUUCACACUUCAUGUUUGGCAUUUGGAAGAGCACAACUUUAGAAGACUUCAACGAGAUUGUUUCCUACAUUGGAGAGUUAUCUUUCUAUUAUAGUUUAAAGAUUUAUCUACCUACAAGAUCCCAAGAUCCUAAGCGCACUGAGCCAUUUCUCAUCUCACUUUUUUUCUUUCCGAAGUAAAAGGUAAGUUGUACAUUCUAACUUCAUUUUAUGAUGAUUUGUAAAUGCUAACAUUAUACAAUGUUUUUGCAUCCUCUUACAAUGUAAAUGUGCAUGCAGAUUGGUAUUAUUGAUAUUCAGUUUCUUUUUAAAAUGAUUUUAUAAAAAUACUUGAUAUAAAAAGUAUAGUAAAAAUGUAGUAAAUUAUCAGCCACAUUGUCAUCUUUUCAAUAAGUUAUUGUCUACACAAUUCUAAGGAGUUUUUUUUUAGAGUAUUUUCUAUUUUUUUUUUUAUUUUUUUUUAUUUUUUUUUUACUUAGCAUAUGCACUAUAUCCUGCAUAAAAUGUUCUUAUAUUUCACAGGAAAAUGAGACCCAAAAGAGUUUCUCCUGAAAAGGAAGCCUUGUACUUCAUUGCUUCGGGGAAAGAUAAAGACACAUUCGAGAAAAAAUUAAUGUGUGAAGAGAAAGGUUUUGGAGUAAUCGCCACAAAACAUAUUGAGCCAGGAGAAUUCCUACUGGAGUAUGUUGGAAGACACAUGGCUGGAUCUGAAGGAGAGACCCUGCUCAAAGACUACUCAGCUGAAGAUGCAGUUUUUUUAUAUUUCUACUCCUUUCAGGGACAAUCUUACUGUGUUGAUGGCAGUAAAGCUACAGAAAAUCUCGGACGAUACAUAAAUGAUGACCACAUCAAGCCAAACAGCAAAAUUAAAAUAAUAAUGGAUGAAAAGAAAAUGCCACAUUUGUGUGUAUUUGCGUUAACAAAAAUCAAGCCAAUCAUACCAAAGAAAAAAUCAUACCAAAGCCUAUGGACUAGUAUGCAGGAGUGAUCCAGCUCUCAGAUUUCAUAAAAAAUAUCUUAAUUUGUGUUCGGAAGA